CGAAAAAAGAAGUUAUACUUUAUGGAAUUAAACAUAAACGAUCAUCAUCAUAGACUUACAAAAGAUUAUCGUCCCGAUUCAUUGUCUCCUUUAUUAUCCAAAUUAUGGUUAUGUUUUCUUCAACAUAUACAUAAGUCCAUAUUAACACAAGAUGAUAUAUUGACUACCAUAAGUUAUUGUUUCAACUUACCACCAACGUUAACUGGACAAACACGAAUUUUAUUUGAUUCCUUCUUCGCAGCAAAAUUAUUGUUACUCAAGCAUAAUAACAGCGACAAUAACAACAAAGAUGAUUCUAUUUACUACGUCAUAGCUUCUCCACAACAACAAGAUCAAUACGCUCAAGGAUUCUUAGUUGGUUUCUCUCAUUGUUAUGCAGCUGGAUGCAAACCAACACAACAAUCUUGUUAUUCACCAACAUGUCCUCACAAAAUUUAUACCCAAUGGCUCUCCAUUUAUAAUCAUCAUCACCAACAACAACAAUCAUCCACAAAGGAAGACUCAUGGACUGAGCAUGUGCCACGUUAUAUCCUCAAUACUUAUCCAAAACGUGAAAUCAAACGUCAAUCAGCCAUUGCCGAACUCUUACAAUCUGAACUCGACUAUUGUCAAGACUUGACUAUACUGAAUGAUGUUUAUGCUCAACCAUUUCUCACUAGUUCUACCAACUUGAUAAAUCCAUCUGAUCGUCGGGACAAAUUUUACGCUAUAGUGUUCGAACAUGCUUUGGGACUCAAAACUUAUCAUCGUCCUCUUUGUUAUGAAUUAGUACGUCAUCGCCAAGACCCAUCCUUACUCUUUGUUGAUUUUGUCGGAAAUGCUUUAUUACAACACACUUGCUAUCUCGUAGAACCAUAUAUCAAUUAUGCCGCUCGCCAAAUAGAAGCAAAGUAUAUUUUGGACAAUGAAAAAUACAAAAAUUCGGUCUUUCGUCGAUGGAUUGAUACUCAAGAUGACGACAGCCGCGUACGAAAACUCGACAUCAAACACUUUUUAUCUAGACCAACUAUUCGUAUCACUAAGUACAAACUACAACUGGAAACAAUUAUUAAAUAUUCGGACCAUAUGGCUGAUCAAGUGGCCCUCUCUGCUGCCAUCGACACGCUACAUGAUCUUCUACAACAAAUGAAUGAAGCCAUUCGAAAAGCAGAAGAACAUAUUCAACUCUUACGUAUUACUUCCUCUUUGGUACCUGCUUCAACUUCCGCUGCUUUGGGUUUAUUACCGGAUCUGGACUCGUCAACAACAAGAAAGGAACAACAAAAAUCUGUACAACUACUACAUCAAGGACGAUUUCGUUUGACUCGAUUCUUCUCUCAUUCUUUGCGUGCCCAAGUCUGUCAUGUCUUUUUGUUUUCACAUGUCCUCCUACUCACUAAACCACGUGGUGAAGAAGGUCAUGAGAAAUUUAUUUUGAUUGGUAGACCCAUUCCAUUGCCAAUGCUUAGUGCAAGUAUUCAUCGAUCAUCUAUCAUCCGUCGCCUAUCCAAUCGGAUCAUCACUUCUCAACAAUGUCAUUCUCCUACAUCAAGACCUGUUCGUCAACCAAACGCCAUCAUCAACAACAACAACAACAAUAAUAAUAAUAGUAAUGAUUCUGCUUGGAGGACGGAUUUACGACAUCGGUUUAGUUUGACUUCAACAACAUCAUCAUGGUCUACAGAAUCGGAAUCAUCGACAUCAUCAACUGAAUCUUCUUUAUCAGUAUCAUCAGAUUCACCUACAAGUCCCAACGACACUAAAUUAUCAACUUUGUCCAAAUCUUAUACUGCAUUGGAUUGGGUAAAUCAACCUGUUACCGAGUUACCUACUUUGACUGGAUUCCACGUACGUGCGCGCCUGGCUCGACAAUGGAGCUAUAUCAGAAAAACUCAUCAGGUUUGGCCCGAAUCAACCACUCCUAUUUCCGAUCCAUCAUCACCAUCAUCAACAACAACGGCAGCAAUAACACUUCGUAACUCUAAUCACAACAACGAAAAUGUGUCAUUUUUCCCAUCUAUGGCUGCUACAAAACCAUGUUCACCUUUUGGCCCUAGACGUAAAAAUUCACUCUUUCGACGCACAUCAUUAUUACUUGGUCGAAGUUCUUCAUCAGUAUCAACAACAACUACAGCGAUAUUAUCUACAGGAUUACCAUCACCCAUAUGUAUGUCAACCUAUUUAUUCCAAUGGCCAAACCAUCAGCAUCAACAGCAAAGCCAAUAUCAACACAAUGAUCAAUUGUCACCAAGAUUGGGAUAUAAUGGACAAUUUAGAUUAACAAUUCGACAUCUUGCUUAUCCAGAAUACACAUUUGAUUUACGAUGCAGAAAUGUUCAACAAAGGGAUCAAUGGUACGAUUGGAUUCAACAAGCUUUGGAUGAUUCUGCCACUGCCACUUCCAACAUUCAAAAACAAUACAACGAUAUUCAUCACCAAACAACCCUUUUUCCCGCUUCAACAACGAAUGACGUUAACCAUCCUCCUUUUCGACUGGAUCUUAUUUGCGAAGUACCUAUUGGCUCUACUCAUCCUAUCAAUAUUAAUGGUGAUCGAAAAUUACCUGCCGGUUGUGGAAAAAUAUACUGUAGUUUGCCCUUUGCUGCAUUACAUGGAAGGCCAAUGAUUGCUUUAGGGACACAGCACGGACUAUGGGUAGCAGCAAGGGAUGGUAUUGAAGAGGAAUUCCAAUUGAUUGAAAUGAUCGAAUGUCACCAAAUGGCAACAUUGAAUGGUCAUUUAGUGGUACGGACACAUCGCACGUUGAAGUCAUACUCUCUGUCACAACUAGCUUCAGUCAUGAUCAAGACACCCAAAUCAACAACGACAACAAGCACAACAGCAAAAACAACAACAACAACAACAUCAUCAUCAUCAACUGAAAAUUCAAAUGUCAGUUCUGCUUACCCCUAUGAUUCAACUUCAUCUACUAUUUCUUCUUCAGAAACAAUCGGAUCUUCCCCAACUUCAGCAACAGCAUCCACCUGUUUUCCAUUGUUUAUAUCAUCUGUCACUAUUAAACGAACAUCUGUGGUGGAUUUUUCCGUCGGUACCCUUUAUGGUUGUCAAGUCCUUUGUUAUUUGGCCUGUAGUCGACAACGAAGAAAAUAUACAUUUCAUCAACAAUUGCACCAUCGCUUAUCACAAUCUCCUUCUUAUCUGCGGCACAGCUUUAAAUGGAUCCGAGUCUUAGUCAUUUACUCCGUGAAACCCUCCUCCUCUUCCAGUAAACAGUCUUCUGAUAUUUUAUCUUUGAAAAAAGAAAAGGUGAUUCCUUUAUUAUUAGAAGAUGGCAUUAAUGUCAAUAUCCAUAACAACAAGGUGUACGUACGAUCUGCCACUCAAGGUAUUGAAUGCGUCAAUGUCAUCACAGAAAAAUCAACUCUUGUCUCAUUUGGUGUAGCACAUAUGGCUCAGUCUAUGGAUGAUACACAGGAAGAAGUGGAGACCAGUAAUGAUGAGGAUGACGAUAAUGACGAUGAUGAUGAUGACGACGACGAUGAUGAUGAUGAUAGCCAUUCGUCAGCUGGAAUCUUUGAUGGGAAGGCAAAGACAAAUGGAAGUGUCAACAGAACUCAGAGCAAUCAUUGGAUGAACUUCAACGAAACAGCAAUAACGCGAAAAAUAGUAUCACCAUCAACAACCGCACCAAUGCAUACUUGGCUAGAUAUGAUACAUUUACCUUCCAACACGUAUAGCGAUAGUGACAAUGAACUAGCAUUACUAUGCACACAUCAAGCAGCGUGGAUGAUCAACAAAGACAGUUUGACGUUUAAAAAACAAGAUCCUGUGAUACGAUUUGAAUGCAAUGUAAAAACAGUAGCUCUUGUCUAUCCUUAUUUGAUACUUUUUUCCCCUUGUAUCAUCGAAAUACGACACAUAGAAACGAAAGCUAUGGUACAAGUCAUUCCUGGUCAUCAUAUCCGGUGCAUUUAUAUCUCUUCUUCUAAUCAAACAAAUGAAAUUCCCAUUAUUCAUUUUACCAUGUUACAUCAUCCUGACGAACGUGUAACUAGUGUAUACCAACUUGUAUUAUAGAAAUUAUUAUUACUAUUAUCACCCCUCCUAGUAUCAUUCAUCUUUUUUUUUUAUUCUUGUCUUUU
This is a messenger RNA of Halteromyces radiatus, 4082 nucleotides long. RefSeq lists its product as uncharacterized. NCBI's taxonomy places the organism in Eukaryota, Fungi, Mucoromycota, Mucoromycetes, Mucorales, Cunninghamellaceae. The transcript is spliced from 7 exons. The coding region runs from base 22 to 4017 and encodes 1331 amino acids. Gene Ontology annotation, molecular function: guanyl-nucleotide exchange factor activity. The record is from RefSeq and is a predicted model, not a curated record.